AUGGCACAAGACCAAUCUAGCUCUGUCAAUGUUUGGGUCGAUAGUGGCCCGCCUGACUACGUUAGCAGGCUUAUUGCUGGUUCCUUUGUUUCAACAUCAAUCAAUGGUGAUGACAGCCCUCGAGUGUUUAUAUACUGGACUUUGGAUGCGGAUAAGACGGGAUGCUUUGAUUCGCUCUGCCAGGGAUUCGUACAAAUCGACCGAAACGUAGGUCCUAAAACUCGCUUUGAGCCAGUGUCAUCUUUUGGUGGAGCAACAUAUGAUGCCAAAUUCGAUAUUUACCAGGAUUAUAUAACAAAAAAUUGGUGGCUUGUGAUGACAGACAAAAACAUUAGCGUAGGGUAUUGGCCAAGGGAACUAGUUCCUAGUUUGGAAAAUGGGUCUGGAGAUGUGGGAUGGGGAGGAAUUGCCAUGGCUCCAGAGAACGAAGAUGGGCCCCCGAUGGGGAGUGGCCAAUACCCAGAUGGCACGUAUGCACAUGUUGGGUACUUCAGAAACCUGCAUUUCAUGAAGGGUUGGCAUGAAGGACUUGGAUUGUCUGCCCUCCCAUUUCGGGCACGAGGAGAGCACCGAAAUGGAAAGACAGACAAUCCAAGUCCUUGGAUGAAACCAAGAGCUCCAAGAGAUGACGAUCCUAUGUGGGAGUACCCAGGAGAGUUAAGCUGUUAUGGCUUGCAAAAUGAUAAAGAUACUAGGGACAACUUUUGGGGCUAUAGAUUUGGUUUUGGAGGACCUGGUGGCUGUGGUUGA
Molecule: messenger RNA, 750 nt
Organism: Malus domestica (apple)
Lineage: Eukaryota; Viridiplantae; Streptophyta; Magnoliopsida; Rosales; Rosaceae
Source: RefSeq, a predicted model, not a curated record